AUGAAAGGUUCAGCCGCCGCGAGCAUCUUGAUCGUCAUCUUCGUCGCCAUUCCGGGGUCCGGCCAUACCCCUGUCCGAUAUGUUCACGGACUUUCUCAAGGCAGUGAGACCCCAAUUUAUGAGGAGUUAGACACCCUUGGUAGGCAUCUUGCGACACACGGGGCGGAUGCUGAGGGUCUUAUUGUUCGCACAAGGGGUAUCAGCGCCUGUCAAAGCUGUUCCCAAGACAAGGUGAAAUGCAGUGGCGGAAUACCAUGUGCUCGAUGUCUGAGUAAAAACCGACGAUGCCUUAAUCGGAGUCGGAAUCGUAAUUCGAACAGCAGAUUAUCCUACUCCAAUUAUGCAACGAACCAAGCUCUUAAUUUGAGCCCUGAUUCGCCAGAUGUUCCCACCAGCAACAUCGAUGAUUCCAUUAAUGGGUCAUCGUCGACGCCUCGGUUGCCAUCUGGACCGAACAGCUCAGGCCUCAGCACAAAUGCCCUAGAAGAACCCCCGAGCAAUCAUGCUGCUUUUUUCCCGGUUAUUGACGAUCUGCCGCCGUUCGCUCUGGAUAUGAGCGCUGACUUUCCUUGGACGCUCGAAUACAGCGAUUUCUUCUCUGAGGGCCAUUUUGGCCCGCAUUAUUCACACCUUGAACCGGUUGGUCACUUGGAGUACUCACUAUUUCCAUCUGCCUCUCCUGCGGAAGUCAUUACAAACGGUGGCACUGAUAAAGCGCCUUUUCAGGGUGCUGUGAAAGCGCGAGAUCUUCAGAGCGAGGGUGAAAGGCCUUCUCCAACUUUUCGAACACAAGAGCUGCGUCAAUUAGACUCUUCAACCCCCGUCCAGACCCUUGCUAUGCAAGCUACGGACGAAGAUAUUACCAUGGCAGAGAACUUUUGCCAUGUGAAUGUUCCCUUCAAUACUGUCUAUCUAUCUAUUUUCGCCUUCUACAGUCACCAGCAAGAUGCUCGAUUUCGGGAAGCUCCAUUUCCAACGCUUCCUAUUUUCGACUCGUUCAUUCAGCUCUAUUAUGAGUAUUUUGAUGACCAAUUGCCAUUCAUUCAUCCAUCAUUGCUAGAGGAAGCAGAUACACCGUGGAUUCUCACCUUGGCUGUGGCAUCUAUUGGAUCUCAAUAUUCCAACAUCGCCAAACGGGAAGCAUAUGUUUCCAUGCUUACCGAUCUUCUAACAAUAUCUCUUCCUCUCGAUAUCAUGUCCUCAAUCUGCAAGUUCGACGAGCCUGGCUUGCUACACUGA
Molecule: messenger RNA, 1239 nt
Organism: Penicillium longicatenatum
Lineage: Eukaryota; Fungi; Ascomycota; Eurotiomycetes; Eurotiales; Aspergillaceae
Product: Zn(II)2Cys6 transcription factor domain-containing protein
Exons: 3
Coding region: 1-1239 (412 amino acids)
Biological process (GO): regulation of DNA-templated transcription
Cellular component (GO): nucleus
Molecular function (GO): DNA-binding transcription factor activity, RNA polymerase II-specific; zinc ion binding
Source: RefSeq, a predicted model, not a curated record